Messenger RNA from Manduca sexta (tobacco hornworm), 5579 nucleotides. It is a transcript of the gene pan, whose product is annotated as protein pangolin, isoforms A/H/I/S. Bases 867 to 2468 code for a protein of 533 amino acids. Gene Ontology annotation, biological process: canonical Wnt signaling pathway; regulation of transcription by RNA polymerase II. The record is from RefSeq and is a predicted model, not a curated record. The transcript is spliced from 13 exons. NCBI's taxonomy places the organism in Eukaryota, Metazoa, Arthropoda, Insecta, Lepidoptera, Sphingidae. Gene Ontology annotation, cellular component: beta-catenin-TCF complex. Gene Ontology annotation, molecular function: DNA-binding transcription factor activity, RNA polymerase II-specific; RNA polymerase II cis-regulatory region sequence-specific DNA binding.
UUGUUAUUACGAACGAUAUCUGAAAUACUAAUUGUAUAUCAGAGAUAUAAUAUACGUAAUAUAACCGUAAAAGAUGAAUGCAUUCACCAUGAGAGGAUAAUAAAUGUGGAGAAACGGGAAAGGAUUCCGGGAACCCUGGACCGCAGACGAAAACAGCGUCAAGCCGAGGACCUGCUCAAACCGAACGUCUGCAUACCGAUCGUUGGUUUUUUAUAAGCGCACGUCGGUGCACACCGAGCUGUGGCUGUGCGAGUGAGAGGCGUAUAGUUGUGUGCGUGCCAGCCCGUUCUCGCGCGCGCCGCACCAUUGUUGUGUGACUGUGCAGUACACUCGCGACUGUCGGCCGGCCGCGGCCCGCGUCACGUCUCUCCGCCGAAACUGCCGGCGAUAAACAAAAUAAUGACCAGUGUACCACAUUACGUGCAUCGCGAGUGCAAUAAGCGUCGACAGUGUGUGAUAACGAGUAUGUAACGUGCGUGUUGUGUCAAACCGAGUGAAUAUUUUGAACGUGUUUUGGAGUUGGGCGCGCGUGGAGUGCGCCAUGCUCGCCGUGUUUAGAUACAACACGGCACACAAUCUAACGGAACACCUCAACCUUAGGCAUUUUAAGUUCAACCUGACAAAAGUUAUCUGUGAUCUCAUUUUAGUUUAGUAAAAACAGUCGCCUAAAUUAGUUUAAGUGAAAAUAUAAACUUUUCGAAACGUUUGAAAGUAGAUGCAUAAACCGAUCCGGCUCGAAGGACCAACGUUUUAUUUCCGAGUGGACAUCAUGGAAGUUUAGUGCGGGUGUCAUGGAUGACAGAUAGUGGGUCAGGUUAUUUUAGGUUAGAGGAUGGGAUAGUGGAAUUUAGGGUGGGUUCCUGAAGAUGCCGCAUGCUCACUCGAGUUCGGCGGCGAGCUCGGGCGGUGACGACCUGGGCUCCACGGACGAGGUCAAGGUAUUCAAGGACGAAGGCGACGGGGAAGACGAGAAACGAAGUUCCGAAAAUCUUUUAGAAGAAAAGUCUAGUCUCAUUGAUUGGACUGAAAGCGAGGAAAAGUCUGGCGAACCUUACCCCGGUAAACUAUCGGUAAAGUCGGAUCUAAGUCCUGUUUUUGGUAAAUUCGAGCCGCAUCCUGCAGCAGGCUUCAACAUGGGCUACCUCAUGGCACCUUACCCGUACCCAAACGGCGGAGCGCACCCUUUACCCGUCUCUAUGUGGCUCGACGAAGCGACGGCAAUGAACCGAAUGACGAGCAAGAUGGGCCUGCCGGCUGGCGGGAGCCUGUCGCUGUUCUGUCCUGGCGGAGACCUGGCGCAGCCCCCGCCGGCGCACAUGGGCAUCCCUCCUCCUUACCAGCUCGACUCCAAGCUAGCAGCGGGUCUGGCGCGGACGCCCAUGUACCCCUUCCCUGGGGGCACGUAUCCUUACCCCAUGCUCAGUCCGGAGAUGUCGCAGGUCGCGGCCUCGUGGCACACGCCGAGCAUGUACCCUAUAUCGUCGGCGGCGAGCGGGUUCCGAAGCCCGUAUCCCACGUCGCUGCCUAUCCCGAGUUCUAGUCUAUCGAGUGAGUUGUACCGGUUCUCGCCGACCCUGGGCGGUGGUUUGGGCCUGGGUCUGGGGCCCGCGUUGGUCCCACCGCCCCCCUCCAAGGCGGACCUGGAUUCGCACCAUUCACGGUAUGCUAGGUCAUUAGAAAAAGGUAGCAGCAGCGGCGCGAAUGACAAGCAAGCGGACAGCGCCGCCAACGCUAACAACAAGGAGCAAACCAAGAAACCUCAUAUAAAGAAGCCGCUCAAUGCCUUCAUGCUGUACAUGAAGGAGAUGAGGGCGAAAGUGGUGGCGGAGUGCACGCUCAAGGAGUCCGCCGCCAUCAACCAGAUCCUCGGCCGACGGUGGCAUUCGUUGAGUCGCGAAGAACAAGCAAAGUACUAUGAGAAAGCGAGACAAGAGAGACAGCUCCAUAUGCAGCUGUAUCCCGGCUGGAGCGCGAGGGACAACUACGGUUACGGUUCCAAAAAGAAAAAGCGGAAAAAGGACCGCAGUCCCGCUGAGCUGGGAGGAAAUAACUUGAAGAAGUGUCGAGCGAGGUAUGGCCUCGACCAGCAGAACCAGUGGUGUAAGCCUUGCAGGCGGAAGAAGAAGUGCGUGCGGUACAUGGAAGCCCUGGCGGCGGCGUCGGGGACCGUGCCGCUGCCGAUGGCGACACCCCAGUCGCCCUGUUCUGAGGAGGACGUCAAGCUGGAGGAGUUGUCGGACGCGUCGAGCGACGGCGACGCGGACACGGGCAACUCGCUGUCCAGUCCAGGCGGGCUGAGCGCUCUGUCGUCGCUGGCGUCGCCCGCGUCCGACCCGCCGCCGCCGCGCCACCCCGUGGGCACGAACCCGCGCGACGCCAACAACCCCCUGUCCGUGGGGCAGCUCACCUCGCAGAGCUGGCCCCGCGCCACCGCCCGGCCCGGCCACGAGGUCAUCUCCGUCUCAUAGCGCAUACUCACCGAGCGCAACCGCGACACCACGCACCGGCGGGACGAUAAGUGACGGUUGUGAUACUGAACGUUACUGAACGUUACUGAACAUGAUUGUUUCAACGAUGUAUAGUUGCUACCUCUUUUGGCGUUUAUUUGAAUCGGGUGCUAAAUUGGUUUAAGUUUUGACGUCCGGGAAUACCGACAUUUUCGAGAUCUGUUACGGUCGAAGCGAUCGCGUUUUAUUUAUUCCGGACACAUAGCAGGAAGUAUGGCCUAAUGAUUUUGUUUGCUAACACGUUUAUUACCAAAUGUGCGGUAUUUCUGGAGAUCAACGUUUCACAUCUUUACCAAGUUAGAAGUAAACUGAAACUUACAGCGGGUGAAAAAGGCGCGGGCGAAGGCUGUUGACUGCAAACAUGACUUGAGGUGAACACCCCAAAAUAUAUGCCGACGCUUUUCGCGGCUUUUUUAUUCGGCUUUUUAGUCUAUCCGCAUUAAAUAGUCAGUUUGAAGUGAUCUCAAAAUUGUGAGCCAAAAUCGAGUCAUUUAUUGUGCAUUUCGUUCCAUACUUUUAAUAUUCGAAUAUUGUCGUCUCGCUAGUCACAUUUAGAUGUGCCAUUUCUAUCAUCUUUACUUCUACCGUAAAUUUCUACGUACCCCCUUGACGGAUAAAUUGUACUUUAUAUUCAAAUUAUCAAACUUCAGUUAUAAAGUUUCCGAAUUUAGAACACAGAUGGCGUUAGUAACACACGCAUUAACUACCGAAUUGUCCUUUUUACGAAGUUUUUCUAACAGCCAUUUGUUAAAAAAGAUCUUAAACGAACUAUUUUAUCCUUGGUCAAGAGGCUAUAUAGACUUUCCUUCUUUAUUCCAAUAUUUGAGUAGUAGAAGUAUGGCAAACCGCAUUAUUAUAUAAAUAUUUCAAAUAUCCCACACUACCAUGUACUCAGCUCCGAUAUAUCAAGAAAUAUUUUCGUCUAUGUAUAAUCAAAGAUUGUGACGUUAAAUUAUAAUGCAAUUUUAAACUACUGUUUUAUAUGUUUACUACAUUAUAUUUCGCGAAAAUUAAACUUCACACUGUGCAUCGAUGAUGAAAUUUGAUGAUAUUGACGAUUUUAACUGAUGCAGUCGAUGGAUAGUGUGUUUUAAAUGUAAUCAUUUGUCGUUUGACAACAAAGCAUCCAUUUGAAAACAUCGAAAAAUAUAUUACUCAAGCCAUUUAUGAUAUGCCACGAUUUCAUUGUACCGCACCAGCUGUUGUCUUUUUUGCUCUCUUAAUGUUUUGGAUAUUGAAUUAUAUUUGUCUUUUGGAUUUACGACUCGUUUGGGACACGUGGAAUGAUUUUGAUUCAAUGUAUUUUAUUUAACGAUGUUUAUUUGUCAAAAAGUGUGCCCAUUUUAUUAACUUAAAGGUACUUUAAAUUAUAACUCGGAUAAUGUUUAUUAUUUUUAAAUCAUAUUCGGUGUCAGAAUAUGUUUUAUUUUUCGAUCUUGAAUUCAAAUGUUGUUGCGGUAAUUUUUUUAAUCCAUAUCCGGUGAAUGUAUUUAAUUUUUUUCAAAUAUUUGUCUUGAAAACGAGUGGUAUAAUCCUGUUUACGUAAAGUUAUAACGGCCUGCACCACAUGGUUCCACGUAGCGUUAGAACUUUCAGUUUGGUUUAUAUAGUGUUUUCCCUUCGCGAUAAGCGUGUAUAAAGUAAUUGUUAAGGCGAACCGAAGGGAAAAUUGUUUUUCCGUUGUGCGGAACUUGUUAGACUGUCGUAGGUUAGAUUAGGAACGUUGUAUGAGUGAAAUAAUUAUUUUGGUUGUGUAUCGGUUGCCCUUUACAGACGCGUUUUAUGUUCGACAUUUAAAUUUUAAAUUUUAUCUACCACGCCAUCUAUGAAUGGUUUCUUGAAACUUAGUGCUAAAUUGACAGAUGCACUCGUUUUUUUUUAUUUUUUGAGCGAAAGGGCAUUGCGGUACACAAUCAAACACUGUAUAGUGUAAGUACGUACAUGAUGUAAAUGUAUAAAAUAUAGGUUUAAUCUAACUGUGUCAUACUAGAUCAUAAGUACUAUGCUACUUACAUAUGUAUACAUUAUAACUAUAUAAAAAGAAGUUUAAAAUGGAAAAUAUAAGUUGAAUAAUGCCUACUCAAAAUACCACGAUGACACAAGGAAUACGUAUUUUAACAUUGGCAACCCCCAGAUGAUAGAAGUUGUAAAUAAAUUUGUAAUUCAUGAAUAUUUAGGACCUUUUGGUAUAUAAAAUAUUGCAUUUAUAUAAUUAUUAUUAAAAUUAAAGAAUUGAAUAGUGCCCAGGGAAUGUUCGCAAGAUGGUUUGUUUAUCCGACGCCGCAUUUUUGUUAAUUACUUUUUUUAUUGUUAUUAUUAAGAAUUUUAACUUUGUUAAUUGCAAUAUCAAAACCAUGACUUAUAUUAAAAUUGUGCACUUACAGUAAGUUGAUUGUAUCGGACAUAAAUUUGUAAAAUUAUUCAAAAUUAUAAACACGACAGAAAGAAUCAGACUAUUUUAAAAUUCGACCGAAGUUCAUCAACUGAAUCAUUGUUUAAUCAUUCGUUUGAUUUUGCAUGAUAUACUUAUUGAAUUUUGUGCAAUAAUUGGAGUAAUGGGCUUCAUUCUCAAAUCUAUAUUUCAGUAAAAUAUUCCUCAAUAGAUUUAUAAUUUGUAUAUUGAGAGAUAUUUUAUAAAUCGGACACAAGAGAAUUGAGCUCUAGUAGUUUGAAAUUAGAAUUUCUUUUAUUAAUUAGGUCUAUUGAGUUGACUAAAAUGAGGGAAUGAUUUUAUUUUUUGCACCGACAACGGUUUUAUGUUUCAACCUCCGUGCCAAAACCAUCUAGAACGAAAUAAAUUGUCAAAAAUAAUACGGACACUAAAUAAUAUAUCUGUGCCAAAUUUAAAUACUUAACAAAUGUAAAUGCUGGUUUACCUCCGAUGGUCUUUAUGUUGAUAGAUUUUUAUAGGUUGUUUUUAUUGUUAAGGGAAGACAAGGCUCCAACGAGCCGGUUAAUUUUGUUUUGUAGAAAAAAAUUGGCAAAUUAGAAAAACUCAGUUUAUUAGGUCUGGUCCCAUGUCUUGUGUUCAGUUGAACGAAUAUUAUUUUAAUAAACAACUUAAAAAUUGUA